Molecule: messenger RNA, 3057 nt
Organism: Cavenderia fasciculata
Lineage: Eukaryota; Evosea; Eumycetozoa; Acytosteliales; Cavenderiaceae
Exons: 5
Coding region: 1-3057 (1018 amino acids)
Molecular function (GO): protein binding
Source: RefSeq, a predicted model, not a curated record
AUGUGCAAAACCAACAACCUCGAGGUUAUGGUCAAACCAACAAAUAGACCAAAAGUCGAUCCUCUUAGAUACGGUAUAAGAGGGAUAAACCUGUUGGGAGAAGAAAAGUUUGAAAAGGCUUUGGAAUGCUUUGAGAAAGCUCUGGCUCUCAGAUCAGAUGAUCCCAACUUUCUACUCAACAAAUUGACUGCAUUGGUUUCAUUGUUGCGAUACGAGGAAGCUAUAUCUUUGGCACGGUUCAUUGUGGAAACCUAUCCUUUUGAGACGUGUACAUUCUCUGCCUAUAAUCAUCUCGGAACCAUCUAUUAUUGCAUACAACACUAUGAAGAAGCGUUAGAGUGUUGCAAGACUACAAUGACCUUUCCGGGCAAUGAAGCAAAGAGAAAUGCAGAUAAAUGUAAAAGGAGAAUACGUGAAAGUCAAGGUUUGUACGACUUUGUUACACUCAAAGACAUUCAAACGUUGCCUGGAGACAUUGAUUGCAGCGAGUAUAUUGGACCGAUCAAGAUUAGAGAUGAACCAUCUAAAACAGCGUCUGGAAGGAAUCAACAGCGACUAGGGUUAGAGUGUACAAAGGAUGUUGGUGCUGGUACACUGUUAUUCUCAGUAGUAACUUUGUUUACGCAUCCCCUUUCGACACCUGGCAUAACAGAAGCAUCAGUCACCAAACAAGAGAUGGAUAUUAUACAAGAAUCGAUGCAACACUAUUUUACAACAUGUGAUAUGCAUUGCAAACGUCAACUGCACGCACUCUACUCGACGAUGGGAGCUAUGCAGAGGAAUGUAGAGUUGGAUGAUUUUAGGUAUCAUAAAGUGGUGACUAGCAACAUCAAACCAUAUAAUCGCGAAAAGAGUAAUCCCGAUUUGUACAACCUACCAAUAUUGGAACGCGAACAAAUCGCACACAUUGCAAAGUAUGCAGGUCGUACCAUCCCAUGUCAAGGCUGGGGUAUUUGGUCGUUGGCAGCAAUGGCCAACCACUCUUGCAUACCCAAUGCAUGUUGUUUUCAAAUCAAAGGAUUUCUUUUUGUAUUUGCUUCGGGCAACCUCAAAGCAGGACAAGAGAUAUUCUUGGAGCGAGGAAACUACCGCUCCAUGUCAUACCCAAAACGAAUCGAAAGGUUGGGAUUCAAGUGUGAAUGUCCACUCUGUCUACUCGACGCGCAAGAAACAGAGAAAAGCUUCAAAACAAGAAUCGAUUGUAUAGAUACUUUUAAAUAUUAUUGUGGUCAACCACAACAAUCUCAUGAACGAUACAUUUCGAAAUUGGAAGAGUCUAUAAAGAGUAUCAAGAAAACCUAUUCAGAUCAAGAUCGAAUACUUCAAACCGAACUUGAAACAUCUCUUAGAACACUUGGAUUGGUUUAUGGAGACUAUAAUUUAUACAAAAAGGGUAUUAUAAUCUAUCUACAAUUAAUUACAACUUUUGGAUUCAGUGGUAAAUUAAGUUUUACCAAGACCAAGUUGCCACAAUAUCCACCAAUCCAUUUUAAAAUCCAAUUACAAGGUAACCUUUUAUUUGAACAUACAUACCUAUUUAUGGAACUAUCACGGCUGGCCAAAAUACUUGGUUAUCAAACACUAUUCCGACAAUCACUAGCCAUCUCUAGAUUGGCUGCUUUCAUUCACCAAGGUUUCAUUCCAAAAGAACAUGCCUUUUACGAGUUGGCAUUGGCAUGUUUUGAAAAGGCAUUGUUGUUAUCACCUGACCACGAAGGUUUGUUGUUUAACAAGUUGACUUCGUUGGGAUCGUUAUUCAGAUAUGAAGAGGUGUUGGAGUUGGGAGCUCAUUUGACUAUUGUGAAACAGUCGACAGAGAUCAAGGUCUACCAAACAUUGGCUAUUGCCUAUUACAAUAUCGAAGCGUAUGAAAAGUCGAUCGAGUGCAACCAAAUGGUACUGGGAUUCCAACCAAACAAUGCAGAAGCUAAAAUCAACAUUGGCCGAUGUGUCGAGAGAAUACCUGAACGUGACCAUGGCCGAUACAACUUUGACAAGAUCAAAGCAAACAUUAUAAAGACUGGACGGCUGGAUUGUAGCGAGUAUAUCGGUCCUAUCAAGAUUAGAGAUGAACCAUCUAAAACAGAGUCUGGUGUAAAUCAACAACGUAUCGGAUUAGAGGUGACCAAAGAUGUGGCAGCUGGAACUAUCUUGUUUGCAACGACUGCAUGUAGAAUACAAAAAGAGUUGCCAGUGUCGUGGGGAGAGCACGAGACUGAAUGGUGUUGGGGUCUUUGGUCGUUGGCAUCGCUUGCCAACCACUCGUGUCUCUACAAUACCGGUACAUUCCAUUUGGAAGAGAUACUCUUUGCGGUGGCAUCUAAAAACCUCAAAGCCGGUGAUGAAAUCUUUAUCUCGCGCGGAGACUAUACCAGUCUUGCCUAUCCAAAGAGAAUAGAAGAGUUGGGAUUCAAGUGUGAAUGUCCACUCUGUCUACUCGACGCACAAGAAUCUCCAAAUAGUUUUAGAGACCGAAAGAUACUGUUGGAUCUCUACCGAAAGAAUUAUCAGAUUCAAGUGGCAACAUCAAGCUCACGUGGUCAAUAUACAGCCAAAUUACAAGAUUUGGUAAAGAAGUUGAAAAACACCUAUUCCGACUCGGAUAGACACUUUCAAUUUGAAAUUGAAGCACCACUGUCAACACUUGCCUCAACAUUCAAUGGGGAAAAGGCAAUUGUACCUUGUCUACAAUUAAUUACAAUGAGUGGAUUUACUGGUAAAUUAAGUUUCACCAAAGAAAAGUUACCGCCACAAGAUCCACCCAUACACUUUAAAAUUGAAAAUGAAGGUUUCCUCCGUAUCGAUCAUAUUGGUCUAUUUAUGAACCUAUGUAAAGAAUCAAAGGAUCUUGGUUAUGAAACUCUAUCUAGACAGGCACUUGCCAUCUCUCGUCAUGCUGCCUUUAUUCACAUGGGUCUAUCACUUCAAGAACAUGCUGCUUAUUUUAAAACAAUGGGUUAUCCAAAUCAAUAUUUAACUUUUCGUGAUACUGUAGAUGCAGUAGAGAGUAGAGUAGAGUUCCAUCCAGUCGUCUAUAACUUUCAUUUAUUCAAAUAA